AUGCAAAUCUUUCAAGAGGCAUUGCCAACACUGGAGCAUAGGCUUUGUCUGAGGCAUUUAUAUGCCAACUGUAAGAAAGUAUAUGGGGGUGGUACUGUACUAAGGGACCUAAUUCUGUCUAUUGCCAAAGCUACCUAUGUGGAAGAAUGGGAAAGGAGGAUGAAUCAAUUAAAGGAGCUCAACAGAGACUGUUAUGAGAAGUUGUUUGCUUUGAAUCCAAAAUUGUGGACAAAGAGUCACUUUACAUUUCUGGCCAAGAGUGACAUGCUGAUGAACAACAUCUCGGAGGCAUUCAAUGGAAGAAUCCUAGAGGCAAGAGACAAGCCAAUUCUGACAAUGUUUGAAUGGAUUAAGUGCUAUUUGAUGACAAGGUUUGCAGAGAAAAAGAAGAAGGCAGAGAGGUAUGAGGGUACACUUUUGCCAAAACCCAAGAAACGGCUAGAUAUCAUCGCGGUUAGAGCUAUGGAGUGGCAAGCUAAAUGGGCAGGAGACCUGAAGUUUGAAGUCCACCAUAAGAACAGGAUGAUCAUGGAAAGGUUUGUGGUCGAUUUGAUGGCUGGAAGGUAUAGUUGUAGGUUCUGGGGUUUGUGUGGUAUGCCGUGUCCCCAUGCUUGCUGUGCUAUCUUUGAGAAGGGUGACAACCCGGAAGAUUAUUGCAGUAACUAUUACAGCAAGGCAGCAUACCUUGCUACAUAUGGGCAGUCAAUAUCACCAAUCAAUGGAGAAAAUAUGUGGCCAAAGAUACAAUGCGAUACCAUCAUCCCUCCAAUUUUCAGAGUUAAACCAGGAAGGCCAAGGAUGGUUAGGAUAAGGGAACCCGAUGAAAACAGAUCACAAACAAAAUAUAGAAGAUCUGAAACUUCUGUUACCUGCAGUAAUUGUGGCCAAUACGGACACAAUAGGAGACUCUGUCCAAACCCUAUAGUAACAGGUAUUGUUUACCAAGUUAUUUUGUUCAUAUGUUGA
Messenger RNA from Arachis ipaensis, 966 nucleotides. Lineage: Eukaryota; Viridiplantae; Streptophyta; Magnoliopsida; Fabales; Fabaceae. The record is from RefSeq and is a predicted model, not a curated record.